Molecule: messenger RNA, 819 nt
Organism: Drosophila obscura
Lineage: Eukaryota; Metazoa; Arthropoda; Insecta; Diptera; Drosophilidae
Gene: Tim17a2
Product: probable mitochondrial import inner membrane translocase subunit Tim17 4
Exons: 1
Coding region: 59-670 (203 amino acids)
Biological process (GO): protein import into mitochondrial matrix
Cellular component (GO): mitochondrial inner membrane; TIM23 mitochondrial import inner membrane translocase complex
Molecular function (GO): transmembrane protein transporter activity
Source: RefSeq, a predicted model, not a curated record
UCCACAGUAAAAAGAAGUCCCGAUAGUGAGAAAUUUCGAUUUAGGAGCAGCCCAGAGGAUGGAGUACACUCGUCAGCCCUGUCCCAUACGGAUUGUGGAGGACGCUGGCUGUGCCUUCAUGAUGGGCACCAUUGGCGGGGCCCUGUUCCAGAGUAUGAAGGGAUUCAGGGAUGCCCCCGCGGGAUUGCUUCGCGGGAUCUACGGCGGAUUGGAUUCCGUGAAGAUGAAGACCCCCGCGAUUUCCGGCAGCUUUGCCGUUUGGGGUGCCACCUUCAGCGCGGUGGACUGUGCGCUGGUCCACUACAGGCAGCGUGAGGACUCGUGGAACUCGAUUGUGAGCGGCGCUGCCACGGGUGGCAUUCUCGCCGCCCGCCAGGGAGUCCGGCAAAUGGCAAACAGUGCAUUAAUCGGGUGUCUCGUGCUGGCGCUGAUCGAGGGAGCCAGCUCAGCAGUGGCCACAAUCUAUGCAUCCGAAGAUCAGUCCAUCGCUCCAGCAGAGGCCCCAGCCAAGCAGCGACCCCAGUGGGACGAGGCCCGGGACCAGAACGACCUCAAAAUGGACUUGGAGUUUGAGCGAGUGCUGGACAAGUGUCGGUCGUACCAGGCUGGCCACAUAGGUACUGCCCCCCACUCGUUGUCGGAUCUGGUCAAGAUGGCCAACGUUGUCUAGCUAUCAAGUGAAUCAUCUAUUCCUAGAGUCGUCUUCUAUUUCUGGUCCAGUUGCAUCCAAAUUAUGUUCAUGUAUCGGCGUUAGCCCUGUUCUGGAUCCUCACUCUCUGUUGAAUGUUUUUGGUGUGCAUUAAACGGAGGUGCCAUUUA